UAAACCUUGAUAACUUUAGUCACGUUAAUGUAUUAAUUAACCGGAACGUGUACAACGUAAAAGCAUUUUUGGUAAUUGAUUUUGUAUUUACAAUUUUAUUGUGAAGAGAUUCAACAAUAGCUUGUUACAUUGACAAUGCAGAUUCUGUUCUCUUGUAUGUUAAUUACAAUACAUGUAAUGAUAGUAAUUGUUUUCAACCUUGUGUCACCUUACGAAAUAAUAACUAAAUAUUCUGAGGGCUCGCAAAAAAAAAGAGAAAGUUUUGAAGAUUUCUUCAAUUCAUUAUCCAAAGAUGGUUUAAUAGCCCUGGACAAAAUACCGAUAGUGAAGGAUUGCUCGACGUGUCCGAGAGUUUAUUUCCCUGUGUGCGGAGAUGAUAACAAAACUUAUACAAACGAAUGCCGUUUGAACUGCGCCAAUAGUAAUAAGACACAAGUAACGAAAAAAGUACGAAUGGGACCAUUUUCAAUAUUUCUACUAUUAUUCUCCUUUGCGUCGAGCGGUUCGUACCGCUACGCGUCUCCCGCCGAAAUACAAGAUUACUAUACGAGUAUGUCGAACAUAACCGAUCCUUUGCCUCAACUGGAAAAGAUAAAAAAUUGCCAAUGUCCUAGAAUAUAUUUACCUGUAUGUGGCACCGACAAUAAGACAUACACAAAUUGAUGUUGGAUGAAUUGCAUUGCGCUUAUAUCAAUUCUAGCUGUACUAUCGCAAAUAAAAAUGCAAUUAAAUGAUAGGUUCUCUAAUAUGAAAUGGGGUACUACGACAAUGAAAUAUACCAACAUGCUACCACCGCUGGGCAAGAAAAUGGAGUGCGAGGAAUGUCCAAACGUGUACUAUCCAGUGUGUAGCACAGAAAACAAAACACAAGUAUUUCAAUUAUCCAACAUUAAGUAA
This is a messenger RNA of Galleria mellonella (greater wax moth), 897 nucleotides long. RefSeq names its product ovoinhibitor-like. NCBI's taxonomy places the organism in Eukaryota, Metazoa, Arthropoda, Insecta, Lepidoptera, Pyralidae. The transcript is spliced from 5 exons. Gene Ontology annotation, molecular function: protein binding. The record is from RefSeq and is a predicted model, not a curated record.